UCCAACACAAGCCAUGUACAUUUAAUUAAUGUUGAAAGAAGUCAUUUACUGCCUCUUUAAGCACCUUCUUUGGGGUUUAGUUCACAUAAUAACACAUUUUCAUCUUUUAAUUAGGAGGUACCAGAGACAUCUGGCAAUGACACCAGUUCAAGAGAAAUAGAACUGAGUGUCAACAUUAAUCAACAGGCUCCUAUUUACUUGGAUGAUAAGGAGGACGAUACAUAUGAAUUUGUAGAAACAUACCCGGCGCCUUGGAAAUAUGUCAAACUUCUAAAGGCUUUAGGAGAGGGCCGGUAUGGUGUUCUUCAUAAGGGAUGGCAUCUUGUUCGAAACCGACAGGUGACCAUUGAAAUAAUGAAGGACAUGCAGGAUGAAGAGAAAAUCCUUCAGGAAAUAGAAAUUUUAGAGAUGGUUUAUGGUCAUGAUAAUAUUAUCAAAUUUCAUGGCGCAUAUUACCAUAAGGCUUCUAGGAGGACAACAACAAAUACAGGACUAUGGAUUGCUAUGGAAAUGUGUGCCGGAGGAUCUGUAUAUGACCUAAUGGGCACCAAGAAGCAAUAUUCCCUAGGAGAAAGGUGGAUUUCUUAUAUUUGCAGAGAGGUGUUACAGGGCCUUUGUCAUCUGCAAAAACUCAAAAUUAUCCAUCACGAUCUAAAACCUGAAAAUCUGAUGCUUACGAAAUAUGGAGAUGUAAAAAUAGUUAAUUUCGAACAUGCAACAAUAGGAGAAAAGAGCGAUAGCAGCGCUGGAACAGUAUGCUACAUGGCACCAGAAGCACUUGGCUGCUUGCGUAAGAGUGCCGAGUAUGACUAUAAGGCCGAUAUAUGGUCUUUGGGGAUCACAGCCAUCGCUAUGGCACAAGGAUAUCCCCCAUACAGCAACGAACAGGAAAAGAGAGUGAUCAAAAAGAUCAUUUUUGGUCCAGCUCCAGUACUAACAUGGGACAGAUGGAGUGACACUUUCCACUCUUUUGUUGACAAAUGCCUGCAAAAAAAUCCUAACAAGAGACCAACUGCAGAGAAGCUUUUGUUACAUCCCUUCAUCACAGAUAUCGGUGAUGUAAAGGGUGUAAAAUGGUGCAUUUCAAAACAUCUGGAAAUGACACAAGCAUCACAGCUAUAAAGAAGAAAUGAAAAAUCGAAUUUGAUGAUGAAAACGUCAACAUCGGAAACAGAACAAGAAAUCAGGGCAGCCAUCGGGGGAGGGACGGGGGCACAACGUUAGGGGCCCCAGAUGUUAAACGUCUACUGGGCCCCAUUAAGAAAUGUUGGUUCCGAUGGCUGCCCUGCACGAA
This is a messenger RNA of Xenopus tropicalis (tropical clawed frog), 1294 nucleotides long. Its product is annotated as traf2 and NCK-interacting protein kinase-like. The record is from RefSeq and is a predicted model, not a curated record. Bases 355 to 1122 code for a protein of 255 amino acids. Gene Ontology annotation, molecular function: kinase activity; transferase activity; protein kinase activity. The transcript has 12 exons. NCBI's taxonomy places the organism in Eukaryota, Metazoa, Chordata, Amphibia, Anura, Pipidae.